GGCUACCCUGCGGGCGCCGAGAAGGCGAGCAUCGGCGCGCGCGCGUUGCGGAGCCAUGGAACUGCCCGGCAGCCUGUGCAAGAAAGUCAAGCUGAGCAAUAACGCGCAGAACUGGGGCAUGCAGAGAGCAACUAAUGUCACUUAUCAAGCCCAUCAUGUCAGCAGGAAUAAGAGAGGCCAGGUGGUGGGGACCAGAGGUGGCUUUCGUGGUUGCACAGUGUGGCUAACAGGUUUGUCUGGUGCAGGGAAGACCACAGUGAGCAUGGCUUUGGAGGAGUACUUGGUUUGCCAUGGUAUACCAUGUUACACUUUGGAUGGUGACAAUAUUCGUCAAGGUCUCAAUAAAAAUCUUGGCUUUAGCCCUGAAGACAGAGAAGAGAAUGUUCGACGCAUUGCAGAGGUUGCUAAGCUGUUUGCAGAUGCUGGCUUAGUGUGCAUCACGAGUUUUAUAUCACCCUAUACUCAGGAUCGCAACAAUGCAAGACAGAUUCAUGAAGGUGCAAGUUUACCUUUUUUUGAGGUAUUCGUUGAUGCUCCUUUGCAUGUUUGUGAACAGAGGGAUGUGAAAGGACUCUACAAAAAAGCCCGGGCAGGAGAAAUUAAAGGUUUCACUGGGAUUGAUUCUGAAUAUGAAAAGCCAGAAGCCCCUGAAUUGGUGCUGAAAACAGACUCCUGUGAUGUGAAUGACUGUGUCCAGCAAGUUGUGGAACUUCUACAAGAAAGGGAUAUUGUACCUGUGGAUGCCUCUUAUGAAGUAAAGGAACUGUAUGUGCCAGAAAAUAAGCUUCAUUUGGCAAAAACAGAUGCAGAAACAUUACCAGCACUGAAAAUUAAUAAAGUGGAUAUGCAGUGGGUGCAGGUGUUGGCAGAAGGCUGGGCAACCCCACUCAAUGGCUUUAUGAGAGAGAGAGAAUACUUGCAGUGCCUUCAUUUUGAUUGUCUUCUGGAUGGGGGUGUCAUUAACCUGUCAGUGCCUAUAGUUCUGACAGCCACUCACGAAGAUAAAGAGAGGCUGGAUGGUUGUACGGCGUUUUCUCUGGUGUACGAAGGCCGCCGGGUGGCUAUUCUUCGCAAUCCCGAGUUUUAUGAGCACAGGAAAGAGGAGCGCUGUGCCAGACAGUGGGGGACAACCUGCAAGAACCACCCCUACAUCAAGAUGGUUAUGGAGCAAGGAGAUUGGCUGAUUGGAGGAGAUCUUCAAGUCCUGGACCGAAUUUAUUGGAAUGAUGGUCUGGAUCAAUAUCGUCUUACUCCUACUGAGCUAAAGCAAAAGUUUAAAGAUAUGAAUGCAGAUGCUGUCUUUGCUUUCCAGUUACGCAACCCAGUGCACAAUGGACAUGCUCUGUUAAUGCAGGACACUCACAAGCAGCUGCUCGAGAGAGGGUACCGGCGUCCAGUCCUCCUCCUCCACCCUCUUGGAGGCUGGACAAAGGAUGAUGAUGUUCCUUUGAUGUGGCGCAUGAAGCAGCAUGCCGCCGUGCUCGAGGAAGGCAUCCUGAAUCCUGAAACCACCGUGGUGGCCAUCUUCCCAUCUCCCAUGAUGUAUGCGGGGCCAACUGAGGUCCAGUGGCACUGCAGAGCACGGAUGGUUGCAGGAGCGAAUUUCUAUAUUGUUGGACGAGACCCUGCUGGCAUGCCUCAUCCAGAAACAGGGAAGGAUCUUUAUGAGCCAACUCACGGCGCCAAAGUGCUGACAAUGGCCCCGGGCCUCAUCACCUUGGAAAUAGUUCCCUUCCGAGUUGCAGCUUAUAAUAAGAAAAAGAAGCGUAUGGACUACUAUGACUCCGAACACCAUGAAGACUUUGAAUUCAUUUCAGGAACACGAAUGCGCAAGCUUGCCCGAGAAGGCCAGAAACCUCCUGAAGGCUUCAUGGCUCCCAAGGCGUGGACUGUGCUGACAGAGUACUACAAGGCUCUGGAGAAAGCUUAAGCUGGCAGCCCCGUCAGCCACCUGUGACGCUCUGCCGAGUGACAGGAGGGGACCACAGAGUCGCUGUGGGCAUUUCCUUGCGGUUGUCUAUCUGGCCAUGCUUCCUAACAAACACCAUUUUCCUUAACCUGUGUCAGUUUUGGUCUGCCUAGGAGUUCGGUUCUGAACUAGUGUGAUGCUCUGUUGGUUUUAAUGUAUCUUUUUGACUUACAGUUAGUACUUCUACAGUGCAGUUUUAAUAUCUUGUCUUUUUAUAUUAUAUUUAUGCUUCUGUCUCAUGAUUUUUUCAAAAUAUUAGCUGUAACCAGUAAUACACAUAUUGUACCUCACUUUUCAUCCUUUAAAAAAGGAAAAAAAUAAAUCACUAAACUUGGCUAGACCUUGUUUUGGAAAUUUUACAAGACAUCUAUAACAAUUAGAUUUUUUUUUUCUACAUUGAGAAUAUAAAUUGCUUCCUUUCUUCCAAUCAGUUAUUGAUCUUUCAGCCAUUAUAAUCUAAAAUAUUUGUAUGAUCUGUGUAAGCUCUGAAUGAACUUGUGUAUUCAAUAAAAUUAAUUUUUUGACUUCUUA
This is a messenger RNA of Ochotona curzoniae (black-lipped pika), 2500 nucleotides long. It is a transcript of the gene PAPSS1, whose product is annotated as 3'-phosphoadenosine 5'-phosphosulfate synthase 1. Bases 56 to 1930 code for a protein of 624 amino acids. Gene Ontology annotation, molecular function: sulfate adenylyltransferase (ATP) activity; adenylylsulfate kinase activity; ATP binding. The record is from RefSeq and is a predicted model, not a curated record. Lineage: Eukaryota; Metazoa; Chordata; Mammalia; Lagomorpha; Ochotonidae. Gene Ontology annotation, biological process: sulfate assimilation; 3'-phosphoadenosine 5'-phosphosulfate biosynthetic process. The transcript is spliced from 12 exons.